AUGGCGGCGGCGGCGGCGAGCGGAGCUGGCGGGGCUGCCGUGGCCGGAGCAGGGGGAACCGGGCCGGCGGGCCGCUUGCUCCCUCCGCCCGCCCCGGGACCCCCGGCCGCCCCCGCUGCGGGACCCCCCGCGGCCGGCCCGCCGCGCCCCUCAGCCCCGGCCUCCCGCGGGUCCAUGCCCGCUCGCAUCGGCUACUACGAGAUCGACCGCACCAUCGGCAAGGGCAACUUCGCGGUGGUCAAGCGGGCCACGCACCUCGUCACCAAGGCCAAGGUUGCUAUUAAGAUCAUAGAUAAGACCCAGCUGGACGAAGAAAACUUGAAGAAGAUAUUCCGGGAAGUCCAAAUAAUGAAGAUGCUUUGCCACCCUCACAUCAUCAGGCUCUACCAGGUUAUGGAGACAGAACGGAUGAUUUAUCUGGUGACAGAAUAUGCUAGUGGAGGGGAAAUUUUUGACCACCUGGUGGCCCAUGGCAGAAUGGCAGAAAAAGAAGCCCGACGGAAGUUCAAGCAGAUCGUCACAGCUGUAUAUUUUUGUCACUGUCGGAACAUUGUUCAUCGUGAUUUAAAAGCUGAAAAUUUGCUUCUGGAUGCCAAUCUGAAUAUCAAAAUAGCAGAUUUCGGCUUCAGUAACCUCUUCACUCCUGGGCAGCUGCUGAAGACAUGGUGCGGCAGCCCUCCCUAUGCGGCUCCCGAGCUCUUUGAAGGAAAGGAGUACGAUGGGCCCAAGGUGGACAUCUGGAGUCUUGGCGUUGUCCUCUAUGUGCUUGUGUGCGGUGCCCUGCCCUUUGACGGGAGCACGCUGCAGAACCUGCGGGCCCGGGUGCUCAGUGGAAAGUUCCGCAUCCCAUUUUUUAUGUCCACAGAGUGUGAGCACUUGGUCCGCCACAUGCUGGUGUUAGACCCAAACAAACGCCUCUCCAUGGAGCAGAUCUGCAAGCACAAGUGGAUGAAGCUAGGGGAUGCCGAUCCCAACUUUGACAGGUUAAUAGCUGAAUGCCAGCAACUGAAGGAAGAAAGACAGACAGAACCUCUGAAUGAGGAUGUCCUCUUGGCUAUGGAGGACAUGGGGCUGGACAAAGAGCGGACACUACAGUCAUUGAGAUCAGAUGCCUAUGAUCACUAUAGUGCAAUCUACAGCCUGCUGUGUGAUCGACAUAAGAGACAUAAAACUCUGCGUCCUGGAGCACUUCCUAGCAUGCCCCGAGCCAUGGCAUUUCAAGCACCAGUCAAUAUCCAGGCGGAGCAGACAGGCACUGCCAUGAGCAUCAGCGUCCCCCAGGUGCAGCUGAUCAACCCUGAGAAUCAAAUUGUGGAGCCGGAUGGGACAGUGAACUUGGACAGCGAUGAGGGUGAAGAGCCUUCCCCCGAAGCCUUGGUUCGCUACUUGUCAAUGAGGAGGCACACGGUGGGGGUGGCUGACCCACGGACGGAGGUCAUGGAGGACCUGCAGAAGCUCCUUCCCGGCUUUCCUGGAGUCAGCCCGCAAGCCCCAUUCCCACAGGUGGCGCCUCACAUGAACUUCAUGCACAACCUGCUGCCCAUGCAGAAUCUGCAGCCAACAGGGCAGCUUGAGUAUAAGGAGCAGUCUCUGCUACAGCCACCCACUCUUCAGCUGCUGAAUGGAAUGGGCCCCCUUGGCCGAAGGGCAUCAGAUGGAGGAGCCAACAUCCAACUGCAUGCUCAGCAGCUGCUGAAGCGCCCACGGGGACCCUCCCCGCUUGUCACCAUGACACCAGCAGUGCCAGCAGUUACCCCUGUGGACGAGGAGAGCUCGGAUGGGGAGCCCGAUCAGGAAGCUGUGCAGAGAUACUUGGCAAAUAGGUCCAAAAGACAUACACUGGCCAUGACCAACCCUACAGCUGAGAUCCCACCGGACCUGCAGCGGCAGCUAGGACAGCAACCUUUCCGUUCCCGGGUCUGGCCUCCUCACCUGGUACCUGAUCAGCAUCGCUCCACCUACAAGGACUCCAACACCCUGCACCUCCCCACGGAGCGUUUCUCCCCUGUGCGCCGGUUCUCAGAUGGGGCUGCAAGCAUCCAGGCCUUCAAAGCUCACCUGGAAAAAAUGGGCAACAGCAGCAGCAUCAAACAGUUGCAGCAGGAAUGUGAGCAGCUGCAGAAGAUGUACGGGGGGCAGAUUGAUGAACGAACCCUGGAGAAGACCCAGCAGCAGCAUAUGCUAUACCAGCAGGAGCAGCACCAUCAGAUUCUCCAGCAGCAAAUUCAAGACUCUAUCUGUCCUCCUCAGCCUUCCCCACCUCUUCAGGCUGUAUGUGAAAAUCAGCCCGCCCUCCUCACCCACCAGCUCCAGAGGUUAAGGAUUCAACCUUCAAGCCCACCUCCCAACCACCCCAACAACCAUCUCUUCAAGCAACCAAGUAAUAGUCCUCCCCCCAUCAACAGUACCAUGAUUCAGUCUCAUGGUGCUACACCUCCCUCCCAGUUUCAAGGCUUACCCUCUCGCAGUGCAAUCUUCCAGCAGCAGCCUGAGAACUGUUCGCCUCCUCCCAAUGUGGCACUUACCUGCCUGGGCAUGCAGCCGCCCACCCAGUCACAGCAGGUGACCAUCCAAGUACAAGAGCCGGUUGACAUGCUCAGCACCAUGGCGGGGGCCACUGCAGGCUCCGCUGGGAGGGGCAUCUCCAUCAGCCCCAGUGCUAGCCAGAUUCAGAUGCAGCACCGGGCCAACCUGAUAGCCACCUUCAGCUACGGGCAUCGACCCUUGUCCAAGCAGCUGAGUGCUGACAGUGCAGAGGCCCACAGCUUGAAUGUCAAUCGGUUCUCCCCUGCUAACUACGACCAGGCGCAUUUACACCCCCAUCUCUUUUCGGACCAGUCCCGAGGUUCCCCCAGCAGCUACAGUCCUUCAACAGGAGUGGGGUUCCCUCCAACGCAAGCCUUGAAAGUUCCUCCACUUGACCAGCUCCCUACCUUCCCUCACCAGCCGCCACACUAUACUACAUCGGCACUACAGCAGGCUCUGCUGUCCCCCACGCCGCCAGACUAUAGCAGACACCAGCAGGUACCACACAUCCUUCAAGGACUGCUGUCUCCCCGGCAUUCACUCACUGGCCACUCGGACAUUCGGCUGCCUCCAGCGGAGUUUGCACAGCUCAUUAAAAGACGGCAGCAGCAGCAGCAACAGCAGCAGCAACAAGAGUAUCAAGAAUUGUUCAGGCACAUGAACCAAGGGGAUGCUGGGAGCUUGGCACCCAGCCUCGGGGGACAGAGUAUGACAGAGCGCCAGGCUUUAUCUUAUCACAGUGCUGACUCCUAUCAUCACCACACCAGCCCCCAGCAUCUUCUCCAGAUCAGGGCACAAGAAUGUAUGUCCCAGGUUUCCUCGCCAACCCCGACCCACGGGUAUGCCCAUCAGCCGGCACUAAUGCAUUCAGAGAGCAUGGAAGAGGACUGCUUGUGCGAGGGGGCCAGGGAGGGUUUUCCAGACAGCAAGCACUCAAGUGCACUGACCAAAGGUUGCCACAACAGCCCUCUGCUCUUGAGUACCGGUGGACCUGGGGACGCGGAAUCUUUGCUAGGAACCGUGAAUCACGCCCAGGACUUGGGGAUGCAUCCCUACGGACAUCAGCCCACUGCCACAUUCAGUAGAAAUAAGGUGCCCAGCCGAGAUGCAGUCAUAGGGAACUGCAUGGAUGGAAGCUCUCCGGGACAAGCAAUGGAGCUGCCAGAUCACACCGGGCUGGGGUACCCGGUGCGGCCCUUGGUCGGAGAACACCACAGGCCCCGGACCCUCCAGAGACACCACACAAUCCAGAAUAGCGACGAUGCCUACGUUCAGCUGGAUAACUUGCCAGGAAUGAGCCUGGUGGCUGGGAAGGCACUGAGUUCGGCCCGGAUGUCAGAUGCGGUUCUCAGUCAGACGUCACUCAUGGGCAGCCAGCAGUUUCAGGACGGAGAAGAUGAAGAAUGUGGGAUAUUCUGCUCAGCUACAAGCACCCUGAGGUCUCCUUCAGCAUGGAGCAGGCGGGCGUGUAACGAGACCGAGAAUCGCGUGCAGCUUGGGAAGAAAGCUGAUUGUAACCAACAGUGUCCAGCAGCAUUGCACCAAAUUGCCAUUGUGUUUCUCCCCGCCCAGAGCCUUGCAACUCCUUCCUUCCAUUAGGCUCAUCAGUGUGCUGCUGUUUGGGGUUCUGAGGGGAUUGCUAUGUUUGCUUGUAUGACCAACUCACCAAGGAAAUAAACAGGAAAUCCAUGUUCUCCACCUUU
This is a messenger RNA of Dipodomys spectabilis (banner-tailed kangaroo rat), 4229 nucleotides long. It is a transcript of the gene Sik3, whose product is annotated as SIK family kinase 3. The record is from RefSeq and is a predicted model, not a curated record. Gene Ontology annotation, molecular function: protein serine/threonine kinase activity; tau-protein kinase activity; ATP binding. Gene Ontology annotation, cellular component: cytoplasm. Gene Ontology annotation, biological process: protein phosphorylation; microtubule cytoskeleton organization; intracellular signal transduction. Lineage: Eukaryota; Metazoa; Chordata; Mammalia; Rodentia; Heteromyidae.